Molecule: messenger RNA, 1164 nt
Organism: Cyclocybe aegerita
Lineage: Eukaryota; Fungi; Basidiomycota; Agaricomycetes; Agaricales; Hemipholiotaceae
Source: the annotation of a GenBank genome assembly
AUGAUUUCUUCAGCUUCGACUCUUUUCAUCGCCUCCCUGGUUUUCAACGCAGCCUCCGUCCUUGGUGCCCCGAUCAGGAUUCCCGAUGCCGGCUCUCAGGUUACCGCCCGCACUGAUAUUCCGGUGCAGCCCGCUCCGCCUGUCAUCGUCGAUCUGCAAGCCGGACACCGCAAGCGUUCUCGGGUGGUUGCCAUCCCCCGAGCUCGUUUUGUUGCAGAACGCGGCCUUGCUCCUGUAACGGAAGCCAUCGAAACUCGCCAACCGCUCGACAUCGCUGUCCCCGCCGUCGAGAAGCGUGACGAGGAGCCAACUAUUCAACGCCGCUACCCUCGCAGGGUCUACCAUGACUUCUACGAGAAGCGCGAACCUGCAACGACAGUCAAGGAAAGCACCCUCAUGAUCACGAAGACCACCGUCCAUGACUCCCCCGCCGACGCUGCCGCUUACGGCGUUCACCAACCCGUCCAUCCCGGCACGGGCGCAGGGGCAUUCCCGCACGCUAUUCCCGGUGCUCCUGUUGAUCCCCAUGUUCCCGCCAAUCCCCAGGCGACGGAUGUGACCACCCUCAUCUCCGUAUCUCAUACCACCACUCUAGCGGCAUCUGAUGCCCCUGCUGCUACGGCCACCCCUCCCGCAGGUGGUGAUGCCCCCGCCGUGCCAGCCGGUGGUGACCCCGUUGCCACUGCUACCACAAGCACCAGCGCCGACACCCCAGCCGCAACUCCAGCGCCCCCAGCUGGUGGUGACGCUCCCCCUCCUCCAGCCGGCGGUGACGCACCUGCUCCCCCUGCUGGUGGAGAUGCAUCCGCAUCUGCCACGACCACCUCAAGCGUCAGCGAUCCCACUCAAACCCCUGACGCUGGUGCAGGUGCCGCCGACCCUGCGACUCCUCCCGCUGGAGGUGCGGAGAACGGUGGUGACGACAAGCCUGCUGGAGGUGAUGACAAGCCUGCUGGUAGUGAUGAUGCCGCGGCAACCACGACAUCUGAUGCUUCCCCGGCCGCCACCCCAGCAGCAGGAGAUGACGCGACCGCCGCCGGCUUCACAGCUGGUGGAGCGCGUCGUGCCGUAAAGGUAUCGACGGAGCCAGUCGCUCGACGAAUGACCUACAGUGGUGCUGCAUGGGCGUCUUCAAUUCGGCGAUCCUUAGUCAACAGCAAUUAA